Leucoraja erinaceus (little skate) is the source of this 2665-nucleotide messenger RNA. RefSeq names its product testis and ovary specific TOPAZ 1 (gene topaz1). NCBI's taxonomy places the organism in Eukaryota, Metazoa, Chordata, Chondrichthyes, Rajiformes, Rajidae. The coding region runs from base 1496 to 2665 and encodes 389 amino acids. The transcript has 6 exons. Gene Ontology annotation, biological process: spermatid development; spermatocyte division. The record is from RefSeq and is a predicted model, not a curated record.
GUGUGUUUUAAAAAUUUGUGUAAAUGCUCUCUGGUUUGUUUUAUGUGGGGGAGGGGGGGUCAGGGAAACUUUUUUUCAGUCUCUUACCUUGCCGGAGAUGCGAUUGGUUUUCGGGCCAUCUCUCAGGCCGCUCUGCGGCCUAACAUCAUGGAGCUGGAGGCCUCCUCGGGACUGACUUUGAGCCCCAGUACGGGGUGUGGACUUACCAUCGGGGCCGAUCACUUGCCUGGGAUCGCUCCAACCGGGGCGGGACCUGCGGAUUUUACUAUCAAGGGCUCGCAGUCUCAGGAGAGACCGAGGCGGGAAGGACCAACGACGCAGAGGCUCAACCAGCCCCGACCCGGAGUCCGAUCGAUCGGCGCGGGGGAGCUGAGAUUUCUGCCCCUCCUCCCGAUGCAGGAGCUGAUCGCCCCAAUGCGGAGGGUUCGAUGCACCGGCUACGAGAGUAUGAACGUCCCGUCAACGGAAGGCUUGAGGCUCCCGACCACGGGAGAACAAAGAAGGGAAGGGAUUUACCUUUUUUUUUCGCCUUCCAUCACAGUGAGGAAAGUUGGAAGAGUCACUGUGGUGGAUAUUUAUGUUAAAAUGUAUUUUGUGUGUUCUGUUGCUUUCUAUUUGUAUGAUUGACUUGGCAAAUGAAAUUCCUAGUAUGUUGCAAAACAUACUUGGCUAAUAAAGUAUUAUUGUAUUGGAUUGGAUUGCAGGCCCAAAGAGUAGGGUAGGGAACAACAAUGAUUUUGGGAAAGGAACUAGCAAGGUGUUGGAAAUAAGCAUAUAAGGCAUGCGGAAAAAUCUGCAGAGACAUCAGAGAGACUACAGAUGCUGGAAUCUGGAGCAUAAAUUGACUACUGGGGAGAAACUCAAUGGAUCAAGCAACAUCAGUGGAGAAAGGAGAUGGUCAUCAUUUAAAGAUUGAGAUCAUGCAAUGUCUUGACCUGAAAAGUGUCAUUCCCCUUUGCCUCCAUAGGUGCUGCUUGACAAGCUACAGAGGGCAGUGUAGUGGUAUAGAUUUACUCAAUAAUAUCCCCAUGGUUCUUUAACCCUACCUACUACCUAUUCAUGAUCCUUGGGACAAUUUGGCCAAAUAUUCAAUGUGAGGCUAAAAUGACACAAUGCCCAGACCAGGCAGCUGUGUUCUUAUUCAGCCAGUUGGGCACAACUCAUGGUUGUUUCUCUACCUACCCUGAGAUUGAUUUUGAAUAUUCUGGUGGGAUUUCAGGUUGUUAACUCUAUACCUUAAACACAGCUACUUAUGGUUAGCAAACUAAAUAUGUUAAAUAACAUAUCUUUAUCAAUAUUGUCGGGAAGUCAUUAAGGAGAUUCCACCACUACGCUCUAAGCAUCAGUUCCCAAUUAAAAAUGUAAAACGAUUUUGAUCGGCAGCAACUUGUCAGAGAAUUAAUAGUGCUGAAGUGGGGAAGCGAGCUGGCUGAUGGAUCAAUGAGGCAUCACAAUGCACUAACAACAGGAGCUGCAACUACGUUGUGACAAGUAAAUGUUUACUUUGAAAGUAUGCAUUGUAAAGCUAGGCAGUUCCAAUUAUGAAUAUCGAAGUAAACAGUACCAAAGAAUGGCACUGGGAAUUUGGACGGGAAGUAACUUAAUAUUAUUAUUUAUACUCGUUUGCUUUACAUUUACAGUGUCAAACAUGAAUGGCAUGACUAAGAAAUGGCUUGGUAGGAUUGGAGCAUCUGUAUUGGUUGCAUACUAUAAAAGCGAGCAGUGGAGGAAGGGAAGAAAGGUUUUGGACCUUCUACAAGAAAUUCAAGUGAAUUUUACAAUAUUGAAAGGUCUUGUCAGUGAGUGGACUACAUCGAGAUGCCAGAUCAUUAAUAUCGCUGGAGAGAUCUAUCUUAAAACAGGAUAUAUCAAUAGAGCACUUUGGUUGCUAAGAGAAUCUAACUGGAUGACCAGUUCCCCAGCAUGGCCCAGUGACAAUUUGGAUGUUCUUAAUCGACACAACUUUCUGUUUAGCCUUGCUGAUGAAACUUUGAAAAAUAACAUGUACUCUGAAACGUUGGAGGUUCUGCAGCAUUUACCUGGGCUCCAAAAAAUAAAUGGUACCUUUGAUGUAACCUCAUAUGCUGGAAUUUUCAAUAAUCUCCUGGAUCAGUGCAUCCAAACUAAUUGUCUCGGUGUAUCAUCUGACACAGUAGAGUUCAUGAGGUCAAUGAACAUUCCUGUUAAUCUUUUGCCUGUAAGAAACUUAAUUACAGCUCUGGGCAGGUCCAAUCUGUGGCUGAAAGCACGAAAUCAGUACAAGAAAGCUUUAUCCAAUGGUUGCUACCCACCAAUUGAGGAGAACCUGUACCGUAAACUGCUCCCUAUUCCUUGCUUCUUGUCAGAAGUGGAAAUGAUGUUGGCAACUGAAAUGUUUCUAGUAACAAAUGCAAGCAACAUUCAGAGUCCCAGCGUCUCCAAGCAAUCUCUACAGAUUGUGCUGAGAAGGUAUGAAGACGAUAGUUUAUUCGCAAAUGGAGGUUAUGACGCAGCAGUGGACAGAUUACUGGCAGCUGUUCGAAUUUCGGAACCAAAGCUUCAGAUAAAACAUACAACCGUUAACAUUGCAAAUGAAGAGAUCUUCAGUUUGGAACACUCUUCUGCCCUGAGGUGGCUUGAGCAGAACAUGAAGUGGGCAGGCAAGGUUUGGCUCUUUGGCUACUGA